GGGGCGGCCAAGGCGGCACCGGGACCCCCCCAGCCCCCCCCCCCCGCACCGGGACCGGGACCGGGCCGCGGCGGUGACCUGGGCUCGGACGGCGGCCACGACGGCGGCCACGGGGACUUCAGGUGCCACCGGGUGCAGGAGUCGCUGCUCAGCUCCGCCAGCGGCUACAGCAACUACCGCGGCGUCCUCAACUGGUGCGUGGUCAUGCUGGUCUUGAGCAACGCUCGGCUCUUCCUGGAAAACCUCAUCAAGUACGGCAUCCUGGUGGACCCCAUCCAGGUGGUCUCCCUGUUCCUCAAGGACCCCUACAGCUGGCCCUCGCUCUGCCUCAUCAUCGUAGCCAACGUCUUCGCCGUGGCGGCCCUGACCCUGGAGAGGCGGCUGGCGGCGGGCUCCCUGUCGGAGCGCGUCGGGGCCGCGCUGCACGCCGCCAACCUGCUGGCCAUCCUCUGCUUCCCCGCCGCCGUGGUGCUCGCGGUCACCUCCAUCACGCCCGUGGGGGCCGUGUUCACCCUGGCCGUCUACACCGUCCUCUUCCUCAAGCUGUUCUCCUUCAGGGACCUCAACAAGUGGUGCCGCCAGAGGAGGGAGGCCAAAGCGGCCCCCCCGGGCGGGGACAGCUCGGCUGCAGCUUCAGGACCCGCUAAGGCCAACGGGGACGUGGGCAGGAGUGGGGUCGCCUACCCCAACAACCUCACCUACAGCAACCUGUACUACUUCCUCUUCGCGCCCACCCUCUGCUACGAGCUCAACUUCCCCCGCUCCCCGCGGAUCCGCAAGCGCUUCCUGCUGCGGCGCCUCUUCGAGAUGCUCUUCUUCAUCCAGCUGAUGGUGGGGCUGAUCCAGCAGUGGAUGGUGCCCACGAUCCAGAACUCUAUGAAGCCGUUCCGGGACAUGGACUACUCCCGCAUCAUCGAGCGGCUCCUCAAGCUGGCCGUCCCCAACCACCUCAUCUGGCUCAUCUUCUUCUACUGGUUCUUCCACUCCUGCCUCAACGCGGUGGCCGAAGUGAUGCAGUUCGGGGACCGGGAGUUUUACAGGGACUGGUGGAACUCGGAGUCGGUGACCUACUUCUGGCAGAACUGGAACAUCCCCGUGCACAAGUGGUGCCUCAGACACUUCUACAAGCCCAUGCUGAAGCGGGGGGUCAGCAAGUGGACGGCGCAGACGGCCGUGUUCCUGGCCUCCGCCUUCUUCCACGAGUACUUGGUCAGCGUCCCGCUGAAGAUGUUCCGCCUCUGGGCUUUCAUGGGGAUGGCGGCGCAGAUCCCUUUGGCUUGGUUCGUGUCCAAGUUCCUCAGGGGUAACUACGGGAACGCGGCCGUCUGGAUGUCGCUGAUCAUCGGGCAGCCCAUCGCCGUCCUCAUGUACGUGCACGACUACUACGUGCUCAACUACGAGGGGGGCCGCUGAGGGGGGGUCCGCACCCCCCCCCCCGGGACUGUGACGCUCGUGGGGGUCCCGGCUGCCCCGGGGGACACCCCCUCUCCUGGUGAAUUGAAUGUCGGAUCAAUGCAAUAGCCCUGGGGGGGCCCUGCUCUGCCCCCAGCCCUGGGUGCCAGGAGCUCGGCCGGGCCCUCCAGCCUCCUCUGCCUCCUGGGGCCGGCGCCAAGCUCCUGCCGAGGCACUUUGAAGGACGGUGCCGGCCCGUGACCGCUCUCGUCCGUCCCUGUUGUCACCUCCCCGGGAGCCUCUGGGCGCCCCUGGGACGCGCGCGGGGGCACGGCGCUGGCCCCAAGCCCUGGCCUGCGCCCGCGGGCCCCUGCUGCUGCCUCCCGGCGUCCUCCGGUCCUCGCUCAGCCACUUUUUAACUCUUUCAGACUGUCGAAUGCGGAGGGAUUAAAGUGUCUGGUUUUCCAA
Messenger RNA from Cygnus olor (mute swan), 1860 nucleotides. It is a transcript of the gene DGAT1, whose product is annotated as diacylglycerol O-acyltransferase 1. Gene Ontology annotation, molecular function: diacylglycerol O-acyltransferase activity. Gene Ontology annotation, biological process: triglyceride biosynthetic process. Bases 205 to 1413 code for a protein of 402 amino acids. The transcript has 17 exons. NCBI's taxonomy places the organism in Eukaryota, Metazoa, Chordata, Aves, Anseriformes, Anatidae. The record is from RefSeq and is a predicted model, not a curated record. Gene Ontology annotation, cellular component: endoplasmic reticulum membrane.